AUGAGCCAUGGCGAAGGAGAGCGAGCCCUUGCGGUGGUAGCCACCGCCACGGAGACGGAAUCGCAGCAGGUCCUCAGCUUUAGCAUGUCCACGGCGCUGCUGACCUGCCAUACCUGCCGCCUCCCCCUCAAAUCCCCCGUCUUCAAGUGUGACGCCGUCCAUCUCCUGUGCUCGUCCUGCCGCGAACUCCAUGGAGAAGAACCCUGCGGCCUCACGGUUGUCCACUUCGCCUUUCUUGACGCCUUUGUGGCCUCCGUCAUUGUGCGGUGUGACUUCGAGAAGUACGGCUGCGACGCCGGCGGCAUCGUGUACCAUGAGUCAGCCGAACACAGGCGCGCGUGCCCGCACGCGCCUUGCGGAUGCCCGGCCAGGGCUUCGGACGGCGGGGGUUGCGGCUUCAUCGGCUCCAAGCAGAAGCUGCUCGACCACAUCACUGGCUCCGAUGGCCACUCGCGCCCCACCAUCUGCAUCCCCUACGGCCAGCCUCGGACCCUGAACCUGCCGGUCUCGUGCGGCUGGCACGUCCUGGUCGGCGAGGUCGACAAAGCUGCUGCGGGCGUUAACCGGCACCGCAACCUGUUCCUGAUGUCAUUGGGCCAGCAUGGCCCAAACAUAUCCGUGUCUCUGCUAUGCGUUAGAGCGAAUGGUGGCGACCCGGCGCCGCAGUUCGCGUGCGAGCUCUCUGUAGAGCGUUCUGGCCGCGGCACAACGCAUAUGGUCAUGAUGAAGUCGGCCCUGAUGAGCAGCAGCUCCCUGUCUGGUGGCGCCCCUGCGCCCGGCGACAGAGAGUACGAGUGGUUGCGUGUGCCGAAAGAAGAGUACUUGUCGGGUGACACUGUCCCCCUAUGCAUCUACAUCGAGAAGCUUUCUCCCGUGGCCUCCACCCCUACACCUCUUCUCGCCAUUGCUGCCCCUCCUCCUUGUUCGACCAAGGACACCAACAAGCCAGCAACAACAUAUCAGAGCAAUGGCAAGAAACGGAAAUCUGCAAGCAAUCUGCAGUGA
This is a messenger RNA of Triticum urartu, 1005 nucleotides long. The record is from RefSeq and is a predicted model, not a curated record. NCBI's taxonomy places the organism in Eukaryota, Viridiplantae, Streptophyta, Magnoliopsida, Poales, Poaceae.